Molecule: messenger RNA, 393 nt
Organism: Rotaria sordida
Lineage: Eukaryota; Metazoa; Rotifera; Eurotatoria; Philodinida; Philodinidae
Source: the annotation of a GenBank genome assembly
AUGUAUUUGGAUCAACCUAUUGAUACUGAAUUGCUUAUAGCUCCGUUUCGAACUUCAUUCUGGACUACCAAAAGUUGGUUUGUCAUAUGUGAUCAUAUUGUAUGUCCACGAACUGUCAUUCUCUACACACCAUUGAGCUUCGAUCCUCAAUUCGAAUUUGCCUAUGAAUCAAAGAAAAUUUGUCGUUCGACUUCAGCACCAACUAUUAAUAAUACAAUAGUAAUGGAUGGAGUGCGUAAAAUGCGCCUGGAUUUAUCAAAAGUGAUGCCUUUGGCUACAUCAUCACAGGGUGGCUUGCCGAAUAAUAUAGAAUGGAAUCAAAUUGAAGACGAUGUAGCUGCAUCAUUGGUUGAUUCAGUUGAGAAUUGUAUACAAGAAUGCAUAAAAAAAUAG